Corticium candelabrum is the source of this 4537-nucleotide messenger RNA. RefSeq lists its product as uncharacterized. The record is from RefSeq and is a predicted model, not a curated record. The transcript has 21 exons. Lineage: Eukaryota; Metazoa; Porifera; Homoscleromorpha; Homosclerophorida; Plakinidae. The coding region runs from base 171 to 4238 and encodes 1355 amino acids. Gene Ontology annotation, molecular function: small GTPase binding; guanyl-nucleotide exchange factor activity.
CUCACGUGCUAGAGACGCACAUGCGUGGCCUCGCCAGUUUCACUACCAACUUCUCUCUGUAAACGCCGAAUGCAGCGGAGGGAGGACGCAGGCGUCCUAACGCAAUCACAAACUCCUCUUCUGCUUCCUCUCUCUCCGGGCGCAUCUCACUGUGUCUCAUCCCCCUCCUGAUGAUGACCUCUCGUGAAGACCAGCUCAGAGGCACCCUACAGGGCAGUCGCUCGAAGAGCAUUACACUACUGCAAGUGGCAACCGACAGCGCUGACAACAACUCGGCUACAGUUUAUCCAGAAAAUGCGCCGACGGAAGUUUCUUCCAAUAGUGAAACAGCAGAACUAGAGGUAUCGAUUCUAGACGAUGCGAAUUCUGCCGUCGGUGACCAAGGAGGUGGCCGGUCGGAAGGGGCGUGGUCGCCUUUGUCCCUCUCAUCACCGAGUUCUACCGGUUCGGGCAGUAAGUACGUUCACAUCAUACAGGAAAUAAUCGAGACUGAGAAGACAUAUGUUCACGACUUGAACGACGUCAUCGAGGGUUACGAAACUCAGUGCAUCGACGUUGACCUAUUCGAUAACGACGACGAUUUUGUGGCUCUGUUUGCCAACAUAGACGAGCUAUACGAGUUCAAUAAGUCGUUGCUACAGCAAUUACAAGAAGCCGACGGCGAUCCAGUCAGUAUUGGCCGCUGUUUCAUUGAGAAUGCACAAAAUUUUCGUCAAUACACAUUGUAUUGCACAAACUACCCAACAUCAGUGGCAGCUCUUGCAAGAUACACGCAGUCACAGAAUAAUAUUGCAGAUUUUUUCAAGGCAUGUCAGACAAACCUUGGUCAUGCGUUACCUCUUGGAUCGUAUUUAUUGAAACCUGUUCAGAGGAUAUUGAAGUAUAGACUGUUGCUGAUGCAACUUGUAAAAGAAAUUAAUGUAUCAAGUGAAGGAAAUGCAAUCUUAGAGGAAGCUUUGGCUACCAUGACGUCAGUAGCUGAGCAUAUUAAUGAAAUGAAGAAACUUCAUGAGUCAAUUGUAAGAGUUCAAGAAAUUCAGAGUCAAUUACGCGAUUGGAAGGGUGACGACCUGAACAAAUAUGGUCGUCUGGUUCUAGAAGAUCAAUUUCGAGUUAGUGGAGCUCGAGAUCCGAGAAUCUUUUUUCUCUUUGAGAAACUGCUGUUGGUCACCAAACGACGUGAAGAUGGCGAGUACUACUGUAAGAGUCACUUUGAGAGCAAUGACCUGAUGCUGACAGAGUCUGUUGGCAAAGAGCUGACAUCGUUUCAACUGUCUCAAUACAGCAAUGUGAAGAACGUGCUUACCAUACACACGAAGACGGUAGAGGUGAAGCAGAAAUGGGUGGCGACGAUUAGACGCUUGGUUAUAGACAGUUGGCCGGAUUUGCCACCGAAAGCAAGGAAAAUAGUGCUGGGAAUACAGGAAGGAAAAGAUGCUGUCCCUCCACCUCUUUCGUUUUCUCCAAAUGAAUUGCCAGUCCUAAAAAUUCCAAUUGGCAACACGGUUCGUCGUAAACUGGAGAGAUCACGUUCUACCAGACAGGAUAUUGAUAAACGGAGGCGAAAGAAAAGAGCGAUUUCAAUUCCAGAGUAUCUUCUUGCAUCAACGUUGCCUGGUGAUAUCUCUGAAUCUCGAGUUACCAAGAGAGAGACUUCCAAGUUAGAGGUCAUAACCGACGAUGACGUCUUCGAUCCUCGGCCCUCGGACGGUAGCAUCGAUCACGAUUUCUCUAAUCUUGUGUUUGAAGAUUCAAACGUGGGAGAAGGUGCUGUGACGCCUGAGACUAAAAUUCAUACAAAAGUGGUGGACGAGGAAGCAGAGGAGAUGAAGGAACCGACACCUCCGGUUGAUUGGAGAGUGAGAGACAGAGCAAAACGAGUUAAUAAAGAAGACCUUCAGAAAUUACGUGAAUCUCGUGCUGUCUUACGUUACCGCUCUGCAGAGUCUCGCAUGCGCGCAUACUCAGUGGGCGAUUUUGACUCGGUGGGCGAACAAGCAAGCGAGAAAGCUGAAAGCAUGUUUACAGACGAGCAAACUCAAACGAUAGCAGCAAUCGGCACACUUCCACGAGCUUCGGUGUCGCCAUUCGCACGCAAACCGGUUGUUAAGAAACGAGGUGAAGAGUCACCACUCGUUAGGAGGAGAAACGCUGCUGAUAGGAAGUUGUCGAGAAGAAAGAAAACGCAGUCGAUGCUCUACGUGGGAACGUCAACGGAAAGAGUGGAUGGCGUUGAAAACCAUUUUGAGAUGCGAUCGGGGUCGUUGGUCACGUGUGCUGGUGAUCUUGCUAGUGAAAGGUUUAGACCUGAUGGAGACGCAAGAAGUAACAAGAACAAUGGAGAGGAUAGUGACAACGGAUGGGACGUUACUAUUGUCGACGCCAUUUUCCAAAAAUACACCAAAUUGGAGGAUGAGCAGCUCUCGAACACUGAAGGCGGCGACCAAUCAGGCGAGCUUGACGAAGAUCCCUUUCUAUCUCCUAUCGCUCCGCACAAAUUGGAAGAGACCAGCAACGAAACGAGUCGGUCUGAACGUGUUAAUCCAAUAGAAAUAUCGCAAGAAGAGCAACUUGUCUCUAAUGGCUUUCACGAAUCUGUCAAUGAUGAAGCGAGUUCUGUAAGCGAAGUGGAGCAAUCUGCUGCAGAAAAGAAUGGGAUGGAACAGGAGGACGUAAAAGUAGAGAAUGAAGUGUCAAGGUCUGGAACAACAGAAGUGGCUGAGAAGACGGUCGGUUGGGAAACAGAGGAGUGGAACAAUGGCAAUGGAGAGACGUUUGUGCACGACGAGGCAUUUGCGUAUGAGACGUGUGAAGUUGAAUGGAGUGACAGCAGUGUGACGAAAGAGGAACAGAUAGAAAGCGGGAAUGCGACCAAAGAAAAGUCAGAUGAGUUGACAGUGGAAUCAUUACCAAGUACUGCAGUUGUCAUGGAGCCAUCCGAUGAGACAGUUGGAAGUUUGUCACAAGCAAAUGGUUUGCAUUCGUCUUUGAAUGACAUUUUGGAUACGUCCCUCGAACUGGCGAAAGAGGCAGAAAUGAGUCAAGAAAAAGUCUGUGACGAACGAGACGUAGAAACUGUAGACAUAAAGGACGGGAAGGGCGGAGAAGUGAUGAAUGUUGUCAUGAACUCGGAGACAAACAAUCUUGGCGACGCAGUUGUGGACAACAGUUUGGAAAUAUCGGAAAGUCCGGCAAGACGACAAGACGAAAAAGAAACAAGCAACGACGACAUCUCAAAGACGUCAGAAGUAAGAUCGACAUUAGUGCCCAAUGACGCGUUAGAGGCAGAUGAUAGUGAUGAAGCGGAUGGGAGAUCAGAAAUACGAGAGGAACAAGGAUCGGAAUUACAGCUGGAACCAGAAAGCAUAGCCGAUGUUGGUGAUGUGGAUGAUGCCAUGGCCGCUCUCAGUAACAUUCUACCGUCUCCAGCGACGGAAGAACAUGCAACUACACUUCGACCGAAGAAAGAAGAGAAACCGUUUGAUUCACUUUUAAUGAUGUCUCUUGAGGAAGCGUUAGAAAUGGAUCAAUUACCUCAUAGUGAUAGUGAGGUUACAGAAGCGGCGGCUUCAAGUUCAAGAACUCGAGCCACGGUGAAAAAACGCGAUAGAAGAAAAAGUAGUUCACUAACGGAACUCCAGGUCACUUCAGACAAGCAAGAGAAGGUUGCACCAGCAAAGUCAGACAAACCUCAUCGCAACCAGAGCGAGCCGACUGCGCAGAAAAAAGAGAGGCCUGCUACCAAACCGAAGGAGAAGGCGAGUGUGAAACAUAGUGACAAAAAUCCGCUUGGCAAAGUGAAAUUACUAGCAAGGAACUAUUCACGUAUGUUAAAAGGCAGAGUUCAGAGAACACAAUCAGCACAACCGUCUGAUUCUCCACUUGCACCAGAGUUUGUAAAUUUUCCUAAAAGGAAAUCUAACAGUGCUCAUAACUCGCCAGGAAUCGGGAGACGAUUGGCAGAAAUUGGACUCAAUAUGCAUGAUUUUGAAGAAUCUGCUGAUAAUGUUGACAUGCUGCCACAUGACAGCAGAAGUACCUUACGCUCUCGUCCGUCCAGUGCUCCUCAAACUCCUCAGUCGUCCCACAUCGAAGAAGUAAGUGACUCUACUAGUCUGAGUAGCGAGGCGAGCGGAGGACAAGUUCGAGACGAUGGUGUGGAAGACGAAGAAGGGAAGGUGGCUACUCCUGUGAGAGGAUGGGUUAAGAAAGUAGCAUCCAAAUUCCAAGCGAAAUAGUUUUGUUUACAGGCAGAGUUCUAUAUACCCUUUCUUGUUUUGUAUGUGUUACGAUCCUUCAGGAUUGUCGCUGGAUGAGUUAGAUACGUAACUUUCGUUUUGCUGUAUUGACGAUAAAUCCACCUCGACUUGUACAUAUUUUCUAAACAGCUCGUAUGAACUGAUUAACUGAGUGUUACCUUAUAUGUAUACAUGUAUGAUCAAACGCCAUUUUGUUAUUAAAUCAAGUACUUUUUCAUGUUGCAUUGUACAUAAAUUAGUAAGCGUUCUCUUGGCUUUACAAGAUAAUGAAACUGCUU